Heterotrigona itama is the source of this 5098-nucleotide messenger RNA. The record is from the annotation of a GenBank genome assembly. NCBI's taxonomy places the organism in Eukaryota, Metazoa, Arthropoda, Insecta, Hymenoptera, Apidae.
AUGCCAUUAAUAAAAAAACCUAUGCGUUAUGCACAUCCAGAGGGACAUACAGACGUUUGUUAUUUUAUUGGUGAAAAGUAAGCAAAGUUAUAAAUUAAUAUUCUUUAUUAGAAAUAAUUUUUUAUUUCAAAAGCAAUUUCUUCAUAUUCUUAAGUUAAUUUUUUUGUUUAGUUUUUUUUAGAGAAAAAUAGGUCAGAAAGAAGUUUAGAGUAUUCAAAACAUUAUGAAUAAAAGAAAUAUAUAAUUAAGAAGAUAAUAUCUAUAUUUUUAGCAAAGGACUUAUCACUUGUGGAUCUGAUGGAGAUGUUCGAUAUUGGUUGAAUCUAAUGGAUGAUGAUCCGAGUGCAAGCUGUGUCUCAGAACAAGCUAUAUCAGUUGUAUCAAAGAAUGGAAAAAUAUUUGUUGGCAAUGAUAAUAAUAUAGUCCAAAUUCUUAAUUAUCCGGAUCUUGAAAAAGAAGGAAUAGUUACUAGAUUUUCAGCACCUGUUUCAGCAUUAGCAACAACAAAAGACAGCAUCGUCAAGCGCAGAUGGUUCAAUACGAGUAUGGAAUAUUAAAGAAAAGAGGGUUGUAAACAGUUGGAUAAAUGUUGUUCCUAAAUGUAACUCAUUUUUUACAGCUAAAACAUAUGGUGUGCCUUCAUUUCAUCCUAAAGAUGGAAGAUAUCUUGCAUAUCCCAAUAUAAAGGAUAUAAUUAUUGUUGAAAGAUCUUCUUGGAAGGAAUUAUUUCGUUUAAAAUGUAUUAAUAUAAAAACUGAAAUUAAUAUAUGUAAGUUUUCUGAAUGUGGCACAUUAUUAGCUGCUAGUUCGGUACAAGGGGAAAUAAUCGUUUGGAAUAUACAAAAUAAAGAAUUAGUUGGCUAUAUUGAACAUCAACAGAAUACUAAAAUCACAGCAUUAUCUUGGAACAUUGAUAAAUCAGAUGAAAUUGCAUUUUGUGAUACUUUAGGUCAAUUAGGAUGUGUUGAUGUUAUAGUGCCUGAUAGUGUAACAACUAAUGAAUUAACUUCAGAAACAAAUGAAGAUGUCAGAAUUGGUAAUCUUGAUAUUCCAGAAGAAGAAGAUGAUGAUGAUGAUGAUGGUGAAACUGUUAUAUCUCUAAACAAAAUCAAAACAUCAGUAGAACGUGAAGAUGAUCAAAAAAGUCAUUCUGAUGUAGAGUCUGAAAAAUUACAUGAUGCAAAUACUUUUGUACCUGAAGUCCAUUUACAGCCACCAUUUCAACCUAGUUCAUCGCCACUACAUUUAUUAUCUCGAUUUAUGGUAUGGAAUGAUGUAGGUAUGGUAAGAUGUUUUACUUCUGAAGAUGGAGAAGAAUCUAGUAUUGAAGUAGAAUUUCAUGAUGCGACAGUUCAUCGUAGUAUGCAUAUCAAUAAUUAUUUAAAACAUACAAUAGCUGCUUUGUCAACAGAAGCAUUUGCAUUGAAUUGUCUAUCAAGUAGUGACACACGAAGCAAACUUGUUGUAAUAGCAUUACAAGGUUGGGGUUCUGGAAAUAAGGAAUGGUCUUUAGAGCUUCCUGAAGAUGAAGAAGGACACUGUAUUGCAGCUGGUAAUAAUUUUGUAGCACUUGGAACUUCUAGGAGACAUUUAAGAAUAUUUACUGUAGGAGGUACACAGCGUGAAAUCAUAGCUUUGCCAGGUCCUGUAGUAGCAAUGAAUGGAUUGAAUAAUAAUUUAGUACUUGCGUAUCACACUGGAAUAGGAACAUCAGGAGAUCAGUGUAUGAAUUUACUAUUCAUUCAAAUUCGAGGAUUAAAUUUAAUUAGUCGAACAUUGUGUCUUCCUUUAUCACCAUCAUCAGAACUAAUGUGGUUAGGAAUUACUGAUUUUGGUUCCCCUGUAAUAAUGGAUGCUGAUGAUGUUAUUAGAGUAUAUAAUAAAAAAUCGUCUUUGUGGAGAGUGGCUAGUGAUAUGAAUGAACAGUCUAAGGGUAAAGCAGACCAUUAUUUCAUAAUUGGAAUAAGUGAACAACAAAGUAUCGCUCGUUGUGUUUUGUGCAAAGGAAGUCAUUAUCCUCCAACUACUCCACGUCCAGUAAUUUCAGAAGUAUCAUUAACUCUACCGCUUUGUGAACUAGAAAGUGAAAAAACGGAAAAAGAACUAAAAUUAUGGAAGUUGGGAACCGAUCCAUCAGAAGAGAAUGAAGCAGUGUUGUCCCUUAUUGCGCUCGCUUGCCGAAAUAAUUUGGAGUAUCGAGCGGUAGAAUUAUGUGAACAAAUUGCUUCGGAAAAAGUUAUAGAAUUGGCAAUUAAAUAUGCACGAAGAAUAAAUCGAAUUGCUUUAUCUAAUAAAUUAGAAUCGAUUGCUGACAUGAAGGAAGAAGAAAAAGAGAAAGAAAUGGAAAGUAAAGACAAUGAUAAUGAAAAUAUUAAUAAAAGCGACGAUGAAGAAUUGAAUAAUGAUAUUAAAGAAUCCACAAUUUCAUUAUCUAUUACAAAAAAGCCAGAUAUAGAAAUUAAACCAUUAUCUAUGACUGAAGUAUUAUCACAAAAAAGAAGUAAUCCCUUUUUAAAAAGCGCUAAUUCUCCAGCGACGAAAGGCUUAGCUGGAUUAGAAGUAGCUCCAGAGAAACCGCAGAAAGUAACACCAGUACUUUCAAAGUCAAAGACAAAAGAAGCAAAGGAUGGUCCAAAAAAGGAAACAUUUAUUAAUUGGUAUACUAAAAAUAAAAAGAGCUUACAAGAAGAGUUUCCUGAGUUAAGUGCUGCUGAUUUAACAAAAACUGCCUUGGCAAGAUAUAAAGAGAAGAAUAUAGGUUCACAAAAUAACAAAACUCCGGAGACCUCGGAAUCAAAAAAAAGAAAAUUAAGUCCAGAGAGUGAGCAAAAUAAUGAACCAAAACGAUCCUCGACUUUUCAAUACGAGUUGAGGCUUUUAAAAUACUUAGACACGCGUAGCAUUGUGCAGAUAGUAAUUGUACAAACUGAAACAAAAUUUCGACAGAAAUUUUCAAGUACAAUGCUCGAGGGAGCAAUGAAAGAACAUACACCAUUAGAUGUGAUACAAAACGCUAUGGGUGUGAUGGGCCCAUGGCAUAUUGUUAUUGCUGUGGCAUUGUCCCUUGUAAAAUUUCCAGUUGCUUGGCAUCAACUUUCCAUUGUAUUUCUUGCACCUCCAACUAAUUUUUCAUGUGCCGCACCAAUCUCAAUGACUAAUGAAUCUACAAUAUUAAAAUGUUAUGUAGAUGUAGGAAAUGGUACCAUGAAGAAGUGUACAAGUUUUAAAUAUGACAAGCGCAUAUUUAAAGAGAGUAUUGUAACUCAAUGGGACUUGGUCUGUGAUAGAGAACAAUUAGCAAAUUUUGUACAAUCUUGUGUAAUGUUUGGAGUUCUUAUUGGUAAUUUAGUGUUCAGUAUAAUGGCCGAUCGAAUUGGUAGGAAAAAGCCUCUAAUGGUUGCUUUAGGAUUGCAAUCAUUAACUGGAUUUAUAUGUGCAUUUGUUCCAUGGUUUGAACUAUUUGUAAUAUUUAAAUUUAUUUCUGCCAUAGCUACAGGUGGUACUAUGCUUGUUAGUUUUGUUUUACUUAUGGAGAUUGUAGGAAUAGAAUGGCGUUCAAUUAUGUCAGUUCUCUUUCAUGUGCCAUUUUUAUUAGGUCAUUUAAUGAAUCCUUUAAUUUCAUAUUUAACACAUACAUGGGAUGGUUUUCAAAUGGCAGUUUCCAUACCAUCACUUUUUUUGAUUAUACCUGAAUCACCAAGGUGGUUACUUGCUGUUGGCAAAUUUACAAAAGCAGAGCAAAUUCUAAUCAAAGCAGCAAGCAGAAAUAAAAUACCAAUAGAAAAUGUUAAAAUAGCAAUUGAAACAUACGAAAGUAAUGUGGGACUUCGUCAUAAACAAAAUAAAGAAAAAUAUAAUAUUACACACUUGUUCAGAACUCCAAAUCUAAGAUUAAAAACUAUUUGUAUAUGCAUUAAUUGGUUUGUGUGUGGUAGUUGUUUUUUUGGAUUAGCACAAUAUAUGGGUUAUAUUGAUGGUAACAUUUUUGUGAAUGUUGCUGUAUCUGCUGCUGCUGAACUACCUGGAACUAUGGUAGUUUUGCUUUUAAUAUCACGGGUAUCACGUUUAAGAAUUUUAAUAAGUGGAAAUCUUUUAUCUGCUGCAAGUUUACUAUUACUAACUGUGAUAUCAAAUUCAAAUUUCACAGUAUUUUUAGCUACAUUAGGUCUUGCAGGAAUGUCACUUAGUUUUCCAACAAUAUACUUGUACAGCAGUGAAGUAUUUCCAACUGUAAUCAGAAAUGUUGGUGUUGGUUUAGGAAGUGUCUGUGCAAGAGUUGGAAGUAUGAUUGCACCAUAUAUUGCAACAAUGGGAAAAAUUGAACCUUGGUUACCACCAUUAAUAUUUGGAGUUGGACCAUUAUUUGGUGCUUUAUUAUGUUUUCUACUGCCAGAAACAAUGAACUGUGAAUUACCAGAAACUAUUGAAGAUGGUGAAAAUUUCGGGAAGUAGGUAUAAAGUAACAUGAUUUUAAUUUUGGUUUUUGAUUCUCUACUUUUAAAUAAUUUUAUAAAUUCUGAUUAUUAUCACAGGAAACAAAUUAGAAAAGAUGCAACAAAAUAAUUAAAGUUAUUAAUAAAAGAAAAACAUAGUAAGACAAUGAAGCAGACUGUUUAAAAGAAUAAAUUUAAUAUAUUUAACAUAAAAAAAUUACAUUAAAAGUUGUAAUUGUAUACAUAUUUUUAAUUAUAAUAAAUAUAUAAUAUUUUUAUAAUCGACAAUUUAAUUUAUUCUUUACAUUCUAUCAAAUUAUUUCAAUAAAUAUAUACAAUAUUUUGAGAAAAAUAAUUUUAACCAUUAUUUACAGUAUAUUAUAUAGUAUAUCAUGUAUUUGAUUUAAUGUAAAUGUCUUAAUAUAUUUUAUAUACAGUUACUUUACAGAUCUUUUCAUACUAUACUUAAAACUUAUAUAUUUAUAUUAUUACAAGAACAAAACAUAUCAUUUUUCCUCUAAAAUUAUCUCAGUUGUAAAAUGUAAAUAAUAUUAAUAAUAUUAAACAAAACAUAUUAAAACAAAUCAGCCUUUUUUAUGUUUGUAUAUGUAGUUAUUAAGGUAAAAAGAUUAAUUUGUUGAGUAUUUUAUAGUUUAACUAUAUAA